AUGACUACCAUGCAAAAAGUGUUUGAGGGCUACCACUCCCGGCAAGCCGUGCUCGCAACGAGCAAGAAUCCUUUUGCCAACGGCGUCGCCUGGGUGGAGGGUGAGCUCACCCCACUUCACCAAGCUCGCAUUCCAAUCCUAGACCAAGGCUUCAUGCACAGCGAUCUGACCUACGAUGUUCCUGCGGUGUGGGAUGGCCGCUUCUUCCGUCUCGACGACCAUAUUACUCGCCUCGACAACAGUUGUGCGAAAAUGCGACUGAAGCUACCCCUUCCACGAGAGGAAGUGAAACGUAUCCUCGUUGAUAUGGUAGCCAAGAGCGGAAUCAAGGAUGCCUUCGUUGAGAUCAUCGUCACUCGCGGCCUGAAAGGUGUUCGCGGAACCGACCCAAAAGAUAUUACCAAUAACAUAUACAUGUUCAUUCAACCCUACGUCUGGGUCAUGGAGCCAGAAGAUCAACCCGGUGGAGGCAGCGCCAUCAUCGCGCGCACUGUCCGACGUACACCUCCUGGCUCAAUGGAUCCGACCGUCAAGAAUCUCCAAUGGGGUGAUCUCACCCGCGGACUCUUCGAGGCCUCCGACCGUGGGGCAACUUACCCCUUCCUGACGGAUGGUGACACCAACCUCACUGAGGGGUCUGGAUUCAAUGUUAUCCUAGUCAAGGAUGGCGUUCUGUACACCCCCGCCAGAGGAGUCCUUGAGGGUAUCACCCGCAAGAGCGUCAUUGAUGCUGCUAGAUUGAAUGGUCUUGAAAUCCGAGUUGAACUUGUCCCCAUUUCAAUGGCCUACGAUGCGGAAGAGAUUUUCAUGUCCACAACUGCUGGUGGAAUCAUGCCAAUUACUAGCUUGGAUGGUCGGCCUGUGAAGGAUGGAAAGGUCGGUCCAAUCACCAAGAAGAUCUGGGAUACUUAUUGGGCCAUGCAUUAUGAGGAUGACUAUAGCUUUGAGAUUUCGUAUUAG
This is a messenger RNA of Penicillium olsonii, 960 nucleotides long. The record is from the annotation of a GenBank genome assembly. NCBI's taxonomy places the organism in Eukaryota, Fungi, Ascomycota, Eurotiomycetes, Eurotiales, Aspergillaceae.